CAGUGUGAUUGUAAAUCGGCUCUUGUGAAGCCCUAUGUGUGUCACAUCCUGGCGGAGCACCAUUGAGGGAACAAAGGAGCUGGGGAACCAAAUGAUGGGGAUAGCCUGAUAUCCUCAAUCCAACAAACAAGAUGUCAAAACGGCCAUCCUAUGCCCCUCCCCCUGCCCCAGCCCCCACAACACAAAUGCCCACCACCCCUGGGUUUGUGGGGUACAACCCAUACAGCCAUCUGGCCUACAACAACUACAGGCUGGGAGGGAACCCCGGCGGGAACAACAGGGUAAUGAACUCCUCAGGGAUCACUGUUCCUAAGCCGCCCAAACCGCCCGACAAGCCGCUGAUGCCCUACAUGCGGUAUAGCCGGAAGGUAAGCAGGAAGGUUUGGGACCAAGUUAAAGCCUCUAAUCCUGACCUGAAGUUAUGGGAGAUAGGAAAGAUCAUUGGUGGCAUGUGGAGGGACCUCACUGAUGAGGAAAAGCAGGACUAUUUAAACGAGUACGAAGCGGAGAAGAUCGAGUAUAAUGACUCUAUGAAGGCCUACCACAACUCUCCAGCCUACCUGGCAUACGUCAACGCCAAGAACCGCGCAGAAGCCGCCCAGGAGGAGGAGAGCAGGCAGAGGCAGUCACGACUAGACAAAGGCGAGCCCUAUAUGAGCAUCCAACCUGCUGAGGACCCUGAUGACUAUGACGACGGGUUCUCCAUGAAGCAUACAGCAGCAGCUCGUUUCCAGAGGAACCACCGGCUUAUCAGCGACAUCCUCAGUGAAGUUGUAGUGCCUGAUGUUCGCUCAGUGGUGACCACCGCUCGCAUGCAGGUCCUCAAGCGCCAAGUCCAGUCCCUCAUGGUUCACCAGAGGAAGCUUGAAGCAGAGCUCCUUCAAAUCGAGGACCGGCAUCAGGACAAGAAAAGAAGGUUUCUGGAGAGCACAGAUUCCUUCAACAAUGAACUGAAACGGCUGUGCGGUUUGAAGGUGGAGGUGGACAUGGAGAAGCUGGCAGCUGAAAUGGCUGCCGCAGAGGAGGCAGCUCGCCAAAGGGCGGAGGAAAGAGAGCGGGAAGCAGCGGAGCAGGUGGAGAGAGCCGCUCAAGAAGAGCAACAGCCUGCCAGCGCACAGUCCAAUGCCAACCCAGAACAAACCUCGUCCAGCGAGGCCAAGGAUGGGGAGGACAAACCCACCCCUAUGGAGACAGAUGAGAAUCCUACUGAAGCAUCCGAAGGACCGCAGGAGGACCAAGGUGCCUCAGCUGCAGCUGGAGAGAAACCUGCCCAACCUGAGCCUGCAGAGGGCGCUACAGAUGAGGGCACCAGCGACAGCACCGCUCCAUCCGAAAGCAGCUCUGGACCCCCAGCAGAAGCCCAGGCCUCUGACAACACACCUGAAGAGAGGCAGUCACAAUAACCCACACCCACAUGCCUCUCCUUUUCAAAAUUUACAGACACUCGUUCUGCUCUGUGUGAAGUCUUGGGGUUUGUCAUUUAAUCCUAUGGCUGGGUAAGGAGUAAGUGGAAAGGUGUAAAGAAAGGACAAAGUUGUGAAUUUUCAUUUCUUUUCCACAGAUAUUCAGUCAACAGACUGACUGACACGCCUUUUUACUUGAUCUGACAUGUAUUGGAGUAAAAUGUUAUGCUUGCAUCCUACAGUCAACAAAUGGUUUGUAUAAAGCAGAACUGCAAUGAUCUUUGCUUUUCCUAUAACUGUUUAUGUUAUGUUCCACCUUUUUGUUAAAUUUUUUUGACAGGUUAGUUUAGUAUAUGGAUUGUAGUGAUCGACUUUCAGACUUGUUCCUACUUUCUUUCUUUUCAUCUUUGAUUUUUUUAUGAAGCCAUGCUUGCAUUCAUGAGUACACCUUGUAACAGAUUUACCCAAGAGCGCACUGUGGAGAUUGUUCUGCUGGACGCGUUAUAAAAUGGUAUUACAGUAAGAUUCUGGAUUAUAAAUCGUGCUUUUGUAUUGUUGAAGGUAUUCACUCAAUAAAGUGAUUUCUAUGUCUGUUUUA
Messenger RNA from Paramisgurnus dabryanus, 2001 nucleotides. The record is from RefSeq and is a predicted model, not a curated record. NCBI's taxonomy places the organism in Eukaryota, Metazoa, Chordata, Actinopteri, Cypriniformes, Cobitidae.